AUGGCAGACAUAGCCACCCCCCGCGAUGGACGCUACGAGCUCCAUAGCCCGACGGCGAUGCCAGCCGCCGCCGGCUUCCUCUGGAACCAGCGGAUGAUGAUCCAAGCCACCUGCCGCGGCUACGCCACCGCGCAGUUUAUGCAGCCCGAGCCCGCAAAGUAUUCAUACGCCCCUAAUGUCGAGGCCAAAACCUUCAUGCAACCGGAGCAGAACUACUACGUCCACCACCCCGGCCGCUUCGCUUAUGUGCGUGACGACGACUCGGGAGCCGUGUUUUCUGCCCCCUACGAGCCCGUCCGCGCCAACCUGGACAAGUUCGUCUUCUCCGUCGGCAAGAGCGAUAUCCGCUGGCGCGCCGAAGCGGGUGGCGUCCGUGUCGACAUGGAGCUCAUCCUGCCGACCCACGACGUCGCGGAGUUGUGGACUGUACGCGUCACAAACCUCUCCGGCAAGCCUCGGCGCCUCAGCAUCUUCCCCCACUUCACCAUCGGCUACAUGUCGUGGAUGAACCAGUCGGCCAGCUGGAGGCCAGAGCUCUGUGGCAUCAUCGGCAAGUGCGUCACUCCCUACCAGAAGGCCGCGGACUGGUUCAAGAACAAGCAUAUCAAGGACCGCACCUACUUUCUCUGCGAGAAGGAGCCCCUCGCCUGGGAGGCCCGGCAUUCGGCCUUCGAGGGAGAGGGAGGCCUGCAUGCGCCUUCGGCGCUGCGCACGCCGACGCUUUCCAACAGCGAUGCCGACUACGAGACGCCGACCGCUGUAGUACAGUACCGCGAGGAGAUGGCGCCGGACGCUCAUGUCGAAUACCGCUUCCUGUUUGGGCCGGCAUAUGACGACGCCGAAGUGCGGACGAUGCGGGAGCGCUAUCUCAACGCAGCCGCCUUCGAUGCCGCCCGCCGCGACUAUGCCGCCUACAUCGACAAGGGCAAUGGUUGUCUACAGAUAUCCACACCAGACCCCGCGCUGGACAACUUUGUCAACAACUGGCUCGCCCGCCAGGUCUACUACCACGGCGACGUCAACCGCCUGACCACGGACCCGCAGACGCGCAACUACCUGCAAGACAACAUGGGCAUGUCGUACAUCAAGCCCGCCGUCGCACGCGCCGCCUUUCUCAAGGCCCUGUCCCAGCAGGAGAAGAGCGGCGCUAUGCCGGACGGCAUCCUGCUCACCGAGGGCGCCGAGCUCAAGUAUAUCAAUCAGGUCCCGCACACGGAUCACUGCGUCUGGCUGCCCGUGACCCUCGAGGCCUACCUGGCCGAGACGGCUGACUACACGCUACUAGAAGAGGCCGUCCCGGGCUCGGAUGGACAGACCCUGACUGCUUUUGAGCGCUUCUCCCGCGCCAUGGACUGGCUGCUUUCGGAACGCGCCCGGGACGCGCGCGGUCUUAGCUACAUCGCCCAAGGCGACUGGUGCGACCCCAUGAACAUGGUCGGCUACAAGGGAGUCGGUGUCUCCGGCUGGCUGACGGUCGCGACAGCGUUCGCGCUCAAUAUCUGGGCCGACGUGUGCGAGCGGCGUGGGGAGGAGACGCUGGCGGCGAAGUACCGCGCCGGCGCCGGCGACGUUAACGCCGCCGCCAACAAGUACUUCUGGUCGACCGACGGCGGCUGGUUCGCGCGCGGCAUCACCGACGACGGCGUCACCUUUGGCGUGCCGGCCGACGCGCAGGGCCGGCUGUGGCUCAACCCGCAGAGCUUCGCGAUCCUGGGCGGCGCCGUCACGGACGCGGCCAAGAUCGAGGGCAUCCUGGCGCAGGUCGACGAGCAGCUCGCGACGCCCUACGGCGUGCAGAUGUUCGCGCCGGCCUUUACGGCCAUGCGCGAGGACGUCGGGCGCGUGACGCAGAAGGCGCCCGGCUCGGCCGAGAACGCGGCCGUAUACAACCACGCGGCCAUCUUCUACGCGCACGCGCUCUACUCGCUCGGCGGCGCCCAGGCGGCGCGCGCCUACGAUGCGCUGCGCUGCAUGGUGCCCGGCCCGGACCCGGACGACCUCGUCCGCCGCGGCCAGCUGCCCGUCUACAUACCCAACUACUACCGCGGCGCCUGGCGCGAGUUCCCCCGCACCGCGGGCCGGUCGUCGCAGCUCUUCAACACGGGCACCAUCAGCUGGGUCUACCGCUGCCUGGUCGAGGGGCUCUGCGGCCUGCGCGGCGACGCGGAUGGCGGCCUCCGCGUCAGCCCGCAGAUGCCGCCGGCGUGGGACGGCAUGCGCGCCACGCGGCUGUUCCGCGGCGCCACGUUCGAGGUCAGGGUCGAGAGGUCUGCGGAUGUCGACGGGACGAGGGUCAAGUACGAGGGGGGCUCGGAGUGGCUGCCCGAGUCUCGGAUCCCGGGUGGGGAGAUUGAAGCCGGGAAGGAGUAUCGUCUGUAUGUCGCUGUGCCAAAAUAG
Gaeumannomyces tritici R3-111a-1 is the source of this 2397-nucleotide messenger RNA. RefSeq lists its product as hypothetical. Lineage: Eukaryota; Fungi; Ascomycota; Sordariomycetes; Magnaporthales; Magnaporthaceae. Gene Ontology annotation, molecular function: carbohydrate binding; catalytic activity. The transcript has a single exon. The record is from RefSeq and is a predicted model, not a curated record. Gene Ontology annotation, biological process: carbohydrate metabolic process. Bases 1 to 2397 code for a protein of 798 amino acids.